This is a messenger RNA of Wallemia mellicola CBS 633.66, 1875 nucleotides long. RefSeq lists its product as hypothetical. NCBI's taxonomy places the organism in Eukaryota, Fungi, Basidiomycota, Wallemiomycetes, Wallemiales, Wallemiaceae. The transcript has 2 exons. Bases 28 to 1185 code for a protein of 385 amino acids. The record is from RefSeq and is a predicted model, not a curated record.
GAGAUACGACGAAGAGAGAAAAUCUAAAUGGGGAUAUGUAGGCCUAGUUUAUCAAUAACGGUGAAAGAGGUUACUUGCAACCAGAUAAAGUUGAAUUGGUCAUUGGAAGCACUCUCUAUAGAGAAUAAGGAAUCUAUCAGCUUGACUUUGAACGGCAAGCCCUGGACGAAAGCCCACCUCAAGCAUUCCUCUAAGGAAGAAGCUUCCUUGAUUGUCUAUGGCUUGACCCCGGGUAUGGAUUAUGAGUUAGAGCUCAAAUGGCUCAGUACAUCAUCUUCAAUAGAGUCUAAAUCUGAUAAACCUCUAAUCGCUCCAUUGGAAUCUACGCUUAGAUCAACGGUUGAACAGAAAGAUUCCCUAAUGUCUGAACUAAAACGUACGAGAAAGGAAUCACAAAGGCAUACUGCUUCUAUACAAUCAGAAAUUGAAGCUUUAAAGAGAACUAUUGAUAAAAAUCAACCAAAUGAUCAGAGGUCAAAGCAAAAAAUAUUGAGUUUACAAGGUUCAAUCAAUAAAGCGAAUAAGGAUGCGGAAUUCAUAAACCAGCGAUCUAAAGAAAUAAAUCAAUUACUCCCUUCAUUGGAAGCUCAUCAUGAUCGACUGCGAAAUGAAUGGCUAACGAAACAAGAACAAGCGAGAGUUUCAAAUGAUUUAACAGCUCAGGCGUUACAUCAACAUGAACAGACCUUCUUGGAAAAGCAGCAACGACUGUCUGUUCUUAAUCACAAGCUUGAUAAGCUCUUCAAUCGUAAACAGAAGUUAGAAAAGUCUAUACCCGAAAUCCAAAAACAAAUUGAUGAAUUAUCAAAGGAAGAUGAAAGUAACAUUGCAUUUAAUAGAGUCUAUCCAACUAACACAACUGCAUCUGAUACAAGGCACCACUCACAAAGAAGUUUAAGUUUCUUACCAUUUGAUAACACUUUUAGUUGGGCGCCUCCACAAACUAGCAGUCCAACGGACAGCUUUUUGCCCUUCCCAACUUCGGCCUCUUCAACCAGACCUGGUACGGGCACGUCAGAUAGGAAAGUCGUACCUACUCCUAUAGGUAGACCUCAAACACACACAAUUUCUGAACCUUUCUUUUCGCAUCCACCUUUCCAAUCGUUUGACGAUUACACUAGGCGGCGGACUAAUAGUGAAAAAUCAACGACUAAUAAUAAUUCAUUCUUUUACAGAGACUUGUAAAUCCUUGAUAUUGUAACUUAUUCAUCUUAUAGCAUUUACACUUAAAACUUUUAAAAGUCAUCAUCCAUCAUUAAUUGGUGUAACUCAAUGUGAUAGUCAUUAUAAACACGUCUUGCUUUAUCUGACGAACCGAGUUUAACAUCAUCUUCAUCAGAAUUACCAACUCCGCAUUGUAAUUUCAACAAGCAUUCAUAUUCAUCGAAACUAAAUUCAGGCUUAUGAGUUCUUAAACCAUCCAACCAUUCUUUAGGGUCAAUGAGGCGUAAUUCCCAAAAUCUACGAGAUAAACUGAAGUCUGUGCCUACUGGCCAUGUAACUAUUGUUUUAAGGUUUUGUUGCAAUGCGCUUAUAUUUCUCAACAUCUUCUUAGCGCCUUGAUUGGUUGCAUAUUUAAUAGUCCGAGUAGCCGACAUAAGAAUUUUAUCCAUGAGUAAACCAACACCAUCAAAUAAGAACCUUCUCUCUUCUUCUGUCAGUGUUCUCGAAGCAGCCUCGUCAAGUUCGUUUAUCUCAGUAUUAACUUUGACAAUAUUUGGAUCCGGUUUACUAGCAUCAUCAUCGAUUUGAUAAUUACCGUUACGCAUGGCCAAGUCGAGGUAGUAGACUGUAAUGACCCUCACCUCGAGUCUCAUAGUAAAUAAUAUCAUAUCGAUCAACUGAUGAUAAGUUUGCAAGAGUGCCUCAAAUCGU